Rosa chinensis is the source of this 1077-nucleotide messenger RNA. RefSeq lists its product as uncharacterized. The record is from RefSeq and is a predicted model, not a curated record. The coding region runs from base 147 to 584 and encodes 145 amino acids. NCBI's taxonomy places the organism in Eukaryota, Viridiplantae, Streptophyta, Magnoliopsida, Rosales, Rosaceae. The transcript has a single exon.
AACAAAGAAAAGCCCUAAACCAAACUCUUGAAAAGUCUUCCACCUCCCUCAUAUUUCAUUCAUUCAUUGUCCUUAUUCUGGUUCUUUGAAGCCUUGGAACCGACUCCGUCUCCUUCUGCUCUGCUUUCCUGCCUCUAAUAACUCCCAUGGAGAAUUACAGAUCCAAGUCCUGUAGAGAUGGGAGGAACACGCAGAUGGAGGUCUACUAUGGAGGCAGCAGAGAUGAGAGGAAUAUGCAGAUGGAGGUCUACUAUGGAGGCAAGGCAGCUGCUCCACCACCACCACCACCACCAACAAGCAUGAGAGAUCUCAGGAGUUACAGUGUCAACUAUACUGGCUCCGGUAGUUCUGGUGCAUACCCAAAUAAUCAGAUUGUUAAAGAUGUGAAGAUCAAGAAAGGCAAGAGCAGCUUGGGGACAUCCACGUCAAAGAUCUGGAGCUUGGCUGACCCAGAGUUGCAGAGGAAGAAGAGGGUUGCUGGAUACAAAGUCUAUUCAGCUGAGGAGAAGAUGAAAGGGUCUUUCAAAAAAAGCUUUAAGUGGAUUAAGAGCACCUACACCCAAGUAGUCUAUGGCUGGCGAUGAUUGAUCAAAAUGGGUAUUUGAAAAACAGAAAAAAACAAAAAAAAGAAUAAAUCUUUCUUGGGUUUGUGUACUCAGCACUGCAUGUUGUUCUGAAAUGUGAAGUUCAUUUAUAUAUCUUUUGGCAAUCUUGGAUGCUAAAGAAUUUAAUUUAAUAAAAAGAAAAGAAUCAGAUACUUUCGUUUGUGUUCUGUAUAUCUAGUUAUAGUUCUGUAAUUUCUUUUCCUUAGUUGGGUUCCAAGACAGCAGCUGUAGUCGAUUUUUGGCUAAGCAAGAAACCUGGGUAGUCUAUGAUAUCAAAUGUGUAUACAUGGUUGUUUCUUUUCCUAAGCCAAUGUGAUUGAGAUCUGUAGUGGCAUGAUCGAUGUUUUUGGACUUCAAAUGGUUGAAGGUCUGUUGUAGGGAUUUCUAAGUUUCUUUGAAGGGGAAUGUAAUGUCUGUCAUAUUCUGACAUGGAUCAUACAGUACUUAUAUGUGAGCAGAGAAGAUUAUACUA